UAUAAACAAUAAACUUACAUUCAGCGAAAUGAAACUUCAUUAUUUGUAAAUAAUGAAUUUAGACUCCCGGCGAAAUAAUUUAUUUAUAAAUAAUAAGAUUUACAAACUUUAUGAUAUGUAAAUAACUAUUUGAGAGAUGACCUGAUUUAUAAAUAAUUGAAGUUGUGUAGUUUAUUAUUUAUAUAUCAUAACUCUAUGAUAAAAGAUUAUUUAUAAACCAGGACGAACCUAAAAUAAUUAUUUACAUAUCAGCGGGCAAGUUCUUUUGUCUGAUUUAUAAAUAAAUUUUCUGGCAUUUUCAAUUGUUUAUAAAUAAGGGGAAAAUGGCACAAAUUCGGUCUAAAUAAUAAAUUUACAAACGGCGCCCCAUACAAUGUUUUCUGACAUCGCACAAUAGCUUUUUUUGUGGUUAACUUUUCUCAUUUACAUUACAAUGUAAUCCAACGUGGAUACAAGGCAAUUUUGGGUAGAAACUACAAAAUUGCCGCAAAUUGCUUCACAUUCAUGCUAAAUUAUAAUUAUUGUAAUGGAAGUGAGAAAAGCUUAUCGUGAAAGGGCUCUUUCAAAAAUAAUGUGCGAAAAUUUCCUAUACGACUGCCGAUAAUUACCCUUUUUUCAGUACACCCAUUCUACACCCAGACUGGAUUUUCCGAUGGACAAAUGACGGGAGAAAGUUUUAUCACAACUGUGCUGCAGCUCAUCGCAAGGCUGAGGAAAUAAUAAGAAAGAGGCGAAAAGCUCUUCAGGAAAAUGGAGAGAAAAGCAAUGCCAAGGGGAAGAAGCAUCUGGACAUGGUUGACAUUGUUCUGGCAGCCAAGGAUGAAGAUGGAAAUGGUCUAAGUGACGAAGAGAUACGAGCAGAAGUGGUUACCUUUUUCGCUGCAGGGCAAGACACAGUAGCUGCUGGAAUUUCGUGGACAUUGUACAACCUAGCGUUGUACCCUAAACAUCAGAGGAAAUGUCAAGAGGAAGUCGAUGCCGUUUUUCGUGGCAAAGAAGAACUGGAGUGGGAUGACUUGUUCCAACUAAAGUAUGUGACGCUUGUCAUCAAGGAGAGCAUGAGGCUGUACCCACCCUUUCCAAUGUUCAGUCGUAGCUUGGACAAGUCGUAUGAGAUUGCAGGGAAAUUAGUACCCCAAGGGACGUGGAUCAUGAUCAAUGCAUAUGCAUUACAUCACAAUCCACAUGUGUGGAAAGAUCCAGAGGCAUUUGACCCAGUGAGAUUCACUGUUGAAGGCNAACGGUUGCACAUUGUUUUAAUAAUAACAAUUCUGACUGGUUCUGAUCCGGUGCUUCUGAGUUGUUGA
Messenger RNA from Orbicella faveolata, 1307 nucleotides. RefSeq names its product cytochrome P450 4F4-like. Gene Ontology annotation, molecular function: oxidoreductase activity, acting on paired donors, with incorporation or reduction of molecular oxygen; heme binding; monooxygenase activity. The record is from RefSeq and is a predicted model, not a curated record. NCBI's taxonomy places the organism in Eukaryota, Metazoa, Cnidaria, Anthozoa, Scleractinia, Merulinidae.